GCCGUCGGUCCGUCAGAUCGCGAGCCAUCCCACCGAGAGCGAGAGAGAGAGAGAGAGAGAUGAGCGCGGCGGCGGGCGGGCUGCGGCGGCUGCUGGCGGCGGCGGGCGCGGCGGGCGCGGCGGAGGGGCGGGCGGCCAUCUUCGGCCACGCGGUGAACCCGACGGGGAAGCGCGCGGCGACGAAGCUGCUGCGGAGGAAGCUGGUCGGGGAGCAGGUCGCGCAGUGGUACCCCUACGACAUCAAGCGCGACGACCCGCUCGUCAUGGCCCGGGAGGAGAAGGAGCGCCUGUCCAAGCUGGAAAUGUUGAAGCGUCGUGGCAAGGGUCCGCCAAAGAAGGGCCAGGGAAGGCGUGCGGUCAAGAGAAGCAAAUAAUUGCCUUACUAUUGCCUACUUCUGUUUAUGGCAUUUGCGUUGUUCGAAUGCUGUAUCUUAUUUGAUGAUAUAUGAAUAAACACUCCGUGCUUGUUUGACGAAGUUUCGUUUCCGACUUAUUUGCAAUGGAUUUGCCUUCCUCA
This is a messenger RNA of Phragmites australis (common reed), 517 nucleotides long. RefSeq lists its product as uncharacterized. Bases 60 to 374 code for a protein of 104 amino acids. Gene Ontology annotation, cellular component: mitochondrion. The record is from RefSeq and is a predicted model, not a curated record. The transcript has 2 exons. NCBI's taxonomy places the organism in Eukaryota, Viridiplantae, Streptophyta, Magnoliopsida, Poales, Poaceae.